CCCGCAGCUCUCUGCCAGUCAGCCCCGACGACAGCCAGCCAGCCAGCCAGCCUGCCAGCCUCGGGGGGGAAAUAAAGGCUUUUUUGCAGCUUUGCCCUUCAAGACAUAUGGAGAAAAUGGCCAGACCUCUUCCCUUAAACCCGACGUUCCUGCCGCCGACCCACGGCGUGCUGAAAUCCCUGCUGGAAAACCCUCUCAAACUGCCUUUCCAUCACGACGAAGGAUUUGGGAAGGACAAGGAGAAAGAGAAGAAGCUCGAGGAUGAGAGCGGGACGGCCAACCACCCGCAGUCGGCCUUCCUGGGCCCGACCCUGUGGGACAAGACGCUGCCGUACGAUGGCGACAACUUCCAGCUGGAAUACAUGGACCUGGAGGAGUUCCUGUCGGAAAACGGCAUCCCGGCCAACUCGGCCGUCCAGGGCGAGCCGGCCCCCCAGACGGGCCCGGUGGCGGCGGUGCCGGCCCCCCUGCAGCAGCAGCAGCAGCAGCAGCAGCAGCAGCCGCUGGCGCUGACGCCGGCGCCGCCCGCCCCCUCCGUGGUGGACCUGAGCAGCCGGGCCACCACCUCGGUCCACGCGGCGCUGCCGCCCCAGACCUGCCUCCGCAGCACCGGCACCGCAGCGCUGCCCGUCGUCAGGGACUCCCCCAGCCCCAUCGACCCCGAGACCAUCCAGGUGCCGGUGACCUACGACCCCGACCCGGCCGACCUGGCUCUGUCCAGCGUCCCCGGGCAGGAAAUGUUCGACCCCCGGAAACGCAAGUUCUCCGCCGAGGAGCUGAAGCCCCAGCCCAUGAUCAAGAAGGCCCGCAAGGUGUUCAUCCCCGAGGACCUGAAGGACGACCGGUACUGGGCCCGUCGCAGAAAGAACAACGUGGCGGCCAAGCGUUCCCGGGACGCGCGGCGGCUGAAGGAGAACCAGAUCGCCAUCCGGGCCGGCUUCCUGGAGAAGGAGAACCACGCGCUCCGCAUGGAGGUGGCGGACUUGAGGAAGGAGCUGGGCCGCUGCAAGAACGUUCUGUCCAAAUACGAGGCCCGGCACGGGCCCCUGUGAGCCCCCCUAGGUGCCCCCGCUCCCCCGCCGGCCACCCAACGCCCCUGGAGAUGGAAGGACAACUCUUUUGGUGGCACCGCCCCCUCGCCCUCCCCAACACGCCCCUGAAUGAUUCUGGUUCCACACCUGACUUCUAUCACGACUUUCAGUUCGUCUGUUCCUUCUUUUAUUUCCCCGUUUUGACUAAAUAUACACGUAAAUAUAUAUAUAUUUACACGUGCAGACUUCCCACUUUAACGUACUGUGAGGAGCAAUGAGCCAACCCACCAGCUGAGAAGCCCCGCCCCUCCACCACAAGCCGCGCCCCUCCACCACAAGCCCCGCCCCCUCUUUGAGAAUCGAUGCCAUGCUGUUUCUUCACUUUCAUACCGAUUUUUAUACGUGAGAUCAGGACUGAGAACUGUUUCCUGCCCCCCCCCGGCCCACGAACCUGCUUCUGUGGAGUUUAGUGUUUUUGAAGCCCCGCCUCCUCCUCCAUCUUCAUGUUUUCGGGCACUUUAAGGCCACUCCCCCCUCCAGCCUCUCGAAUGUAUUUACUUUCUGAUAGCACUUACUUUUGGUUUUUCUUUGCCCUCAUUUUUUUGUUUUUCUAUCCAUUCUUGUGUUUUGUUUUUGGUUGUUUUUGUUGUUUUUUUUUUUCCUCAGACACUGAGCAAUAAUUCUUGUCCUGGUCUGACCACGCCCCCUUGGCUCCGCCCCCUUAGAUAACCUUCUGUUGCACUUAAUGCGCGUCUCACAAUCUGUUCCUGGUGCAACGUCGUCACCUGCUUAAAGGUUCCUCCGCCUCAUAUUUAUCUCCCUUUUUAUUUCUCAGAUUGUUUGCUUUUUCUUUAAAAAAAAAAAGUAUAUAUAUAUAUAUAUAGAUAAAUAUAUAUAUUCUGUUAAUAUAAAUGUUAGUAUUAAUACUACUCUGGAAAUUGUUGUUGUUUAGCUCCUUAUUUUCAGAUUUAAGCAUGAUUUCUUUCACAGAAUGAAAAUCUUUUCUGUUUUUUUUGUUUGUUUUUGAUUUUUCUUUUUUUUUGCAAAGUUGUUAAUAAUCCUUCGAGCUUCUGUUAAACUUAGCAUGACUAAUAAGAGUUUUUUUUUGUUGUUGUUUUUUUUUCCAUCGUUAUUUUUAGGACUCGAUACUACGGAAGAGUAUUAGGGCCACGCAGGAGAAAAAAUAUUUUUGAGAGGGGAAGAUUUUUUUUUAUUGUGCACUUUGAGAAAAAA
Cololabis saira (Pacific saury) is the source of this 2264-nucleotide messenger RNA. RefSeq names its product HLF transcription factor, PAR bZIP family member a (gene hlfa). Gene Ontology annotation, molecular function: DNA-binding transcription factor activity, RNA polymerase II-specific; RNA polymerase II cis-regulatory region sequence-specific DNA binding. The record is from RefSeq and is a predicted model, not a curated record. The transcript is spliced from 4 exons. Lineage: Eukaryota; Metazoa; Chordata; Actinopteri; Beloniformes; Belonidae. Gene Ontology annotation, biological process: regulation of transcription by RNA polymerase II. Bases 108 to 1052 code for a protein of 314 amino acids. Gene Ontology annotation, cellular component: nucleus.